UAUUGCUUGGCCAAACUACCAUCUCUAUCGCCGGCAUAAACAAGUGAAUUUUUAAGCAAAAAUGUCGAACUUUGUGAAUUUGGACAUAUUUUCGAACUACCAAAAGUACAUAGACAAUGAGCAGGAAAUCAGGGAGAACAUACGCAUUGUGGUGCGCGAAAUCGAGCAUUUGGCCAAGGAAGCGCAGAUUAAACUGCAGAUUAUACACAGUGAUUUGAGUCAGAUAAGUGCCUCCUGCGGCUUGGCCCGCAAACAGAUCGAAGCCUGCGCCGAAAAGUACCAGAAAUUGGCCAGCUUGGUGCCACCUGGUCAGUACUACAGGUACUCCGAUCACUGGACCUACAUCACGCAGCGCUUGAUCUUUCUCAUUGCUCUGGUUAUCUAUCUGGAGGCGGGUUUUUUGGUUACCCGCGAAACCGUAGCCGAAAUGUUGGGAUUGAAGACCAGUCAGUCUGAGGGUUUCCACCUGGAUGUGGAGGACUAUCUACUUGGCAUUCUGCAGUUGGCCUCGGAACUCUCCCGAUUUGCCACCAAUUCUGUGACCAUGGGCGACUAUGAACGUCCGCUCAAUAUCUCCCAUUUCAUUGGCGAUCUGAACACAGGCUUCCGUCUGCUGAAUCUGAAGAACGAUGGUUUGAGGAAGCGAUUCGAUGCCUUAAAGUAUGAUGUCAAGAAAAUCGAGGAGGUCGUCUACGAUGUCAGCAUACGUGGUCUGUCCAGCAAGGAGAAGGAUCAGCAGGAGGAGCCGGCUACUCCUGCAACCGAAUAGUGGUCUUCGUUCUUGGGCUACCUGAAAGAUUACUUAAGACAUUAGUUAACAUGCAAGAAGCAAGGGUUCCAUUUAAAGCAGCAUUUUAUAUUGGUAAAUAUAUAUAUCUCAUUCAUUGAACAGAAA
Molecule: messenger RNA, 895 nt
Organism: Drosophila suzukii
Lineage: Eukaryota; Metazoa; Arthropoda; Insecta; Diptera; Drosophilidae
Gene: trsn
Product: translin
Biological process (GO): RNA metabolic process
Cellular component (GO): nucleus; cytoplasm
Molecular function (GO): single-stranded DNA binding; RNA binding; sequence-specific DNA binding
Source: RefSeq, a predicted model, not a curated record